Messenger RNA from Babesia ovata, 924 nucleotides. Its product is annotated as hydrocephalus-inducing like protein, putative. The transcript has a single exon. The record is from RefSeq and is a predicted model, not a curated record. The coding region runs from base 1 to 924 and encodes 307 amino acids. Lineage: Eukaryota; Apicomplexa; Aconoidasida; Piroplasmida; Babesiidae.
AUGCAUCAUGCUGUGGCGCUGGCGGCGGCACACGGGCUCGUUGUCAGACGUGAUGGUCUGACGGCGCCAGGCGCACGAGCGCGGGUUGAACACGAACAACGUGCUGUACACCGUGUCGCCGUUGUCACCGCCGAAGACGUACAUCUCGUUGUUCAUGAAGCAGGCGGCGUGGCCGCGGAUCGCGGGCGGGUGCACGUCGCCGGAGCAGUCCACGCGGGUCCACGUGUGGGUCGUAACGUUGUACGUGUAGGUGUCGUCGAAGUGGGUGCGACCGCUGUGACCGCCAUUCAUGUACAGCAUCCUACCGUCAGUGACCAUCACGUGAGCGCUGCGAGGCUGGGGCUUCUUGCCGUAGGGCCUGCUCAGGUGGGUCCACGUCGCGGUCACCGGGUCGAAGCAGUCCAUGUCGUUGAAGCACUGAGAGCCGUCGUAUCCACCGAAGCAGUAGAAACGGUCGUCCACGCGGGUAAUACUAUGGCACGUACGCUUGCCCAGCACCUUGCCCGAGCAAUUGACGUAGCGGACCUGCACAUCCACGGUUGCAUCAGGGUCCGUCGUGUCGAACGCGUCGUUGAGCGUCGACACGUCAAAGGCGAACAUGUCCAUCAACCACUCACUGCCGUCGUGACCGCCGUGCACGAACAUUUCUCCGCCAAACACAGCGCAUGCGUGGUUGUUGCGGGGCAGACUUGCCGCCGUAAACUUUCUCUUCUUCUUCGACCCAGGCAACAAAACGUACGUUUCCUCCACGCACAGGUUCAAGCGCAGCCAACGGCGCUUCACUGUGUGGAAAGCGUACGCAUCAGCAAGUGGUUCCUUUCCAACCCAACCGCCGAAGACCACCAUCACCUGACCCACCACAUCGCAGCAGUGGGCCGCACGGGGCGAAGGCGCUCCUGGCGUGGAGCUGAUGUCCUUGUUUAA